AUGCCAGUUCAAUCCGCAUUGGUGACGGGGUGUUCGGUCGGUGGCAUUGGUGCGGCUCUCGCCCUCGCCCUGGCCAAACGCGGCGUGCACGUUUUCGCAACAGCUCGCAAUACAUCAAAGAUUUCUCAGGAACUUUCCAACCUUUCAAACGUCACCGUCCUCCAGUUGGAUGUCCUGUCUGCCUCCUCUGUUGCCGACGCCGCCAAGCUUGUCGGAGAUAGCGGCCACGGACUUGAUGUGCUCAUCAACAAUGCUGGUGCAGGGUACGCCCAACCAGUGCUCGAUAUAGACAUCGACAAGGCACAGAGAGUCUACGAUGUCAAUGUCUGGGGACCUAUUCGCACCAUACAAGCUUUUGCUAGCCACCUGAUUGCGCGUCGUGGUCGAAUUGUGAAUAUCAGCACAGUCGGCUCGAUUGUGAAUACGCCAUGGAUCUCUGCCUACUCAUCAUCUAAGGCCGCUAUGACCAAUAUAUCUGAGACUCUACGAUUGGAGCUUUCCCCUUUUGGCGUUGACGUUGUCACUGUGAUGGCUGGGGUCGUCACUUCUAAUUUCCAUGCCAACGAUAUCAACUUUGACUUGCCACUCAACUCUGGCUAUGCGCCCAUCAAGAGCAUCAUCGCCACGUGGGCCAGUGGUGAUGCCAAGCCCAAGGGCUGCUCUGCUGAAGAGUUUGCUGAGAUCUUGGUAGCGAAUGUUCUGGACAAUGGGAAAAGCAGUGGGCUAGUUUGGCGGGGCCCCUAUGCGGCUUCAUUGAAGUUCAUGACUGGCUGGCUGCCGAGGUUUUUGAUGGACAAGUUUAUGAGUCAGGGCCAGGGGCUCAAGGAGCUGUUUGAUGUGGUGAAUGCAGGGAAAAGUGGUGGUGACGGCACUUCUGACCCUUGA
Molecule: messenger RNA, 885 nt
Organism: Diaporthe amygdali
Lineage: Eukaryota; Fungi; Ascomycota; Sordariomycetes; Diaporthales; Diaporthaceae
Exons: 3
Coding region: 1-885 (294 amino acids)
Biological process (GO): phosphatidic acid biosynthetic process; triglyceride catabolic process
Cellular component (GO): endoplasmic reticulum; lipid droplet
Molecular function (GO): triacylglycerol lipase activity; acylglycerone-phosphate reductase (NADP+) activity
Source: RefSeq, a predicted model, not a curated record